Molecule: messenger RNA, 536 nt
Organism: Paramecium sonneborni
Lineage: Eukaryota; Ciliophora; Oligohymenophorea; Peniculida; Parameciidae
Source: the annotation of a GenBank genome assembly
GGUAUGAAGGUAGGUAGAUGGGAUAUUAUGUAUUGCUAUAAGAUAAAACAUAUAUAAAUGUAAAUAUUAUUUAAGUAUAAAGGGUAUAUUAUAAAAUACAGCGGCGGUGGGUUGUAUGAUUAAGAUGGAAAUUAGAAAAAAAUUGGAAAAUGGGUAGAGUUAUAUGAAAAGUUUCAUAUCAAUAUUACUCAAAUUGGCGAAUAUAAUACAAAUGGUAAGAAGGUAGGUAAAUGGAUUAUUAGGUACUAAAUAAAAAAAAAUUAGUCGAAAUAUAAAUAAAUGUAAAUAUUGUUAGGUUUUAAGGGGAUUAUAUAUAGAGGCUGCGGAUACUACGAUUAAGAAGGUAAUUAGAGCAAGGUUGGUAAAUGGGUAGAGUUAAAGGUAUGGCUUGGUUAUGAUAAAUAAAUAUAAUCUGUUGGUGAAUAUAAUUUGAAUGGUAUCAAGGUAGGUAAUUGGAUUAUUAGGGAAUAUAACAAUAAAAAUAAGCAGAAAUACCAAACAAUGUAAUGUUUUUAGAAUAUAAGGACUACAGCGGA